Messenger RNA from Sordaria macrospora k-hell, 1578 nucleotides. RefSeq lists its product as uncharacterized. Gene Ontology annotation, cellular component: U2-type spliceosomal complex. The record is from RefSeq and is a predicted model, not a curated record. Gene Ontology annotation, biological process: mRNA splicing, via spliceosome. NCBI's taxonomy places the organism in Eukaryota, Fungi, Ascomycota, Sordariomycetes, Sordariales, Sordariaceae. Gene Ontology annotation, molecular function: RNA binding.
AUGCCGCCAGCUAAGAGCAUGACGGCCAACCCGGUCAAGGCACCGCGCUACCGCGCCGGCAAGCCCACUGGCGUCGACUCCGAAUCCGAAUCCGACAACGUUUCCGAAGCCGAGGAGGAGGUCCCCAAGAAACCUCCCACGCGGAAGGCGCCAGCGCCAAAGUUCCACAAUGCAGCGGGUCCCGGUCGAAUCAUCAGUCGUGGCAACGAUGGCAAGAUCAACUUGAAAGCCGUCGGGAUAGGUAGCAACGCCCAAGACGACGAGGAAGAAGAGAAAAGGCGACGGGCAGCAGCUGCGAAGGCACGCAUCGCGGCCGAGCAGAAAGCAAGAGAGGAAGGGUUCGUGACAGAGGAAGAAGGCGAAGAGGAAGAGGAGGAAAGUGGCAGCGAGGAGGAAGAGUCGGAAGAGGAAGAGAGCUCAGAAGAGGAGGAAGCACCGAGGCGGUUGAUGCUGCGACCAAAGUUCAUUCGCAAGGCCGACCGCGAAGCUGGGGUAACCGCAUCCAACUCGACCUCAACAGGGAAGAAGUCAACACCCGAAGAAGACGAAGCAGCUACCGAAGAGGCCCGCCGCCGCGCCGCCGACGAGAUGGUCGAAGAACAAAUCAAGAAAGACAUCGCCGCCCGCGCCGCCGGCAAGAAGCACUGGGACGACGACACCGACCCAGAAGACGACCACGUCGACGACACGGAUGAUAUCGACCCCGAAGCCGAAUAUGCUGCCUGGAAACUGCGCGAGCUGAAGCGCGUGCGUCGCGAACGCGAGGCCAUAGAGGCCAAGGAGAAGGAACUCGCAGAGAUCGAGCGCCGGAGAAACCUCACGGAAGAAGAACGCCGCGCCGAAGACGAGAAACACCUGCAGCAACAAAAGGAGGAGAAAGAAGGCAAAGGGAAGAUGGCGUACAUGCAAAAGUACUUCCACAAGGGCGCUUUCUUCCAGGAUGAGAGCAAGGAGAUGGGACUGGAUAAGCGAGACAUUAUGGGCGCGAGGUUUGCGGACGAUGUCAAGAAUCGUGAGUUGUUGCCCAAGGCGCUGCAGUUGAGAGACAUGACCAAGCUCGGAAGAAAGGGCGCCACCAAGUACAGAGAUCUCAAGAGCGAGGACACGGGACAGUGGGGCCGUCUGCAUGACAACAGGCCGGGCAGGGAGUUUGACAGGUUUGGAGAUGAAAGAUUCCAGCCUGACGGCCCGCGAAGGGAUCAGUACGGCGAUAGGGGUGGUGAUGGGCCGAAGGGCUCCAAUGCCAUUCCUCUGGGUGAUCGCAAGAGUGCUCCUGAGAGAUCAAGGGGUGAUGACAGAUCGCGUGGCGAGGAUUGGUAUAGAGGUGAUAGGGAUCGCGACCGCUCUCGGGACCGUCACCGUGACAGGGACGGGGACAGAGACCGACACCGGAAUAGGGAUAGGUAUGGUGGUCGUGACCGCGACCGACGCCGGGAUGAUGAUUACAAGGAGAGGCGCCGGUCCCCGUCCCCAAGACGUGAUCGUGAUCACAACCACAAUGAGCGGAGGAAACGGUCACCCUCCAGGGAGCGAGACCGGUACGACAGCGACAAGCGAAGAAAGGUGGACACUAGGUAA